Molecule: messenger RNA, 1911 nt
Organism: Rhizoctonia solani
Lineage: Eukaryota; Fungi; Basidiomycota; Agaricomycetes; Cantharellales; Ceratobasidiaceae
Product: Retrotransposable element Tf2 protein
Exons: 5
Coding region: 1-1911 (636 amino acids)
Biological process (GO): DNA integration
Molecular function (GO): nucleic acid binding
Source: RefSeq, a predicted model, not a curated record
AUGGCCAGGCUGUUACACAACUUGGUAAAGAAGGACACACCUUGGAGAUGGGACACUAGGGAACAAGAAGCCUUCAAAGGCCUGAAGGAAGCUAUCACCAAUGCCCCAGUACUCUGCCAUGCUGACCCAACCAAACCCUAUUUCCUAGAGAUGGACACCUCUGGCACGGCCCUGGGUUCCAUACUUAGCCAACAACAGGAAGACAGUUGCUUACAUCCUCUGGGAUUCUUGUUGGAAUCCUUCAAAGGUGCCAAACAGAAUUACAACACCCACAACAAGGAACUCCUGGCAAUCAUCCGUUCAUUUGAAUACUGGCAAAUCUUCCUGGAAGGGACCCUGCACCCCAUCACCGUGUUCACCAAUCACAGGAACCUAGAGUACUGGAAGGAGUCAAGAACAUUCAACUGUUACCAUGCACAAUGGCACCUCCUACUAGCUGGGUACAACUUCCAAAUUGUAUACUGCCCUGGUAAACAGUCUGGAAAACCAGAUGCCUUAUCCUGCCAAUCCAAUCAUGCCAACAUUCCCCCUGACAACCAGACCAUGUUACCCAACCCUAUAUUUGUCAACAUAGCCAUAGUCACACCCAAAAAAGAGCUCCAGUGCCAAAUUGAGGCUGCCCUAGACCAAGACAAAUCCCUAGAGGAAAUCUUACAAUUCCUCCAAAACAGUCAAAGGCACCCCCAUCCAUCAAACAAGCGGAGAAUUGUGGUCCUGGAUGUGGGAGCCUUACAAACAGAGUUACUAAGGAUUUACCACAACAGCCCCUUGGCAGGACACCCUGGGAGACAACAAACCCUGGAACUGUUAUCAUGCACCUACUACUGGCCAGGCAUCUGCGCCAACACAUAUUGGCAUCCAAAGUACUCUCCCAUACUGCCUCAGCCCCUUGAGCUCCCUACCAGACCAUGGCAACAUAUAUCUUACAAUAUGAUAGUAGACUUGCCCAAAGACAGUAACAACAACUCUAUCCUAGUCAUUGUGGAUAGUUUUACCAAAUAUGUCAUCCUGGUGGAAUGCUUGAAAAAGCUCAAAGCUCCAGCACUGGCAGACCUAUUCCUACAGCAUGUGUGGAAACGCUAUGGCAUGCCCAAAAAACAGUCUUGGAUUCACCUAGGGAUAGACCCCCACUUCUCUUUGGCUUACCACCUGCAAAGCAACGGACAAACAGAACAAGUAAACCCCACAGUCAAACACUUCUUACGGGCUUACUCAGGAACUAAUCAGAAGGACUGGGUCAAAUGGUUACCUAUGGCGGAGUUUGCCUAUAACAACGCAGUACAUAGCAGCACUGGCAAAUCUCCAUUUAAGGCACUAUAUGGAUGGGAGCCCUCUCUGACCCCAAGCAAUGUUCCAACAAAUGUCCCAGAAGCAGAUGACAUGGAAAUCAAGGCCGCACUCCGGCAAUCCAAGACACGUAUGGUAGCCAGAGAAGCAGGAGAACCACUGGAAUUCAAAAUUGGAGAAGAGGCCUGGUUGGACGCCAGAAAUGUGAAACUGAAAACCCUGAGUCCAAAGUUAACCAAGCAACGCCUAGGUCCCUUUAAGAUAAUUGAGAAAAUCUCUGACCAAGCAUACCAUCUAGAGCUUCCGCCAACCAUGAGGAUCCACAAUGUCUUUUAUGUGGGGCUACUAUCUAAAGUCAGAAGGGACAAGAAACAUACCUUUGAAAAUUGCCCACCACCAGUCACUGUGGACAGUGAAGAGGAAUACAAGGUUGAAGGCAUAACAGACGCUGAGGAAAGAGACGGGAAAUGGUACUUCUGGGUAAAAUGGAAGGGAUAUGGGUCCAAAGAGAACACAUGGGAACCUCAAGAGAACCUAAACACACAUGUCAUAACCCAUAUCUGGAGGGGUUAUUACCAUAUAUAUCCACUGUCAAAGAUAUAUAGUAUAUAUGAUGCACAGUGA